Dibothriocephalus latus is the source of this 438-nucleotide messenger RNA. Lineage: Eukaryota; Metazoa; Platyhelminthes; Cestoda; Diphyllobothriidea; Diphyllobothriidae. The record is from the annotation of a GenBank genome assembly.
AUGCUUACACGACCAGAGUUCGCACCACUCUUCCCUGGCAAGAACCUCGGCAAGCUCACUGCUGUGACACUUGCCCACCGAACUAACUGCAACAUCUUCGACUGGAACGAAGAAAUGGCCGCCGAACGUGAACAGUUGGCCGAAUACUUUUCUGAGGCUGCCCGUGAGAUGUGCACCUAUCUGACCAACCAAGGAUACUGGGCCGAUUAUAUUGACCCGUACACCAGCCAGCCGGCUCUAGGUGGAACUACUUCUGAUGCACUUACGGAGACAGAUGCUCGUCUUAAACGCCUCGGCUUCCUGAUUGAUGAUGUUGCCUGCUGCAAGAUUCUUCGCCAUCAGCGUUGGGGCCACCAGGUCUACGUUGGUGUUGUCUUCACAAACGCACCCUCGAGCCUUCCCAUGUUGGCCGGCCUUCAGACCCUAUCCACUCACUAG